Molecule: messenger RNA, 1509 nt
Organism: Danio aesculapii
Lineage: Eukaryota; Metazoa; Chordata; Actinopteri; Cypriniformes; Danionidae
Gene: eif2s1a
Product: eukaryotic translation initiation factor 2, subunit 1 alpha a
Exons: 7
Coding region: 176-1123 (315 amino acids)
Cellular component (GO): eukaryotic translation initiation factor 2 complex; eukaryotic 48S preinitiation complex; eukaryotic translation initiation factor 2B complex
Molecular function (GO): translation initiation factor activity; ribosome binding; RNA binding
Source: RefSeq, a predicted model, not a curated record
GACUUCCUCUUCCGGCUGAUAUUCAACAUGCUGAGGAAAUAGACAUCAGAGACAACGCCAAGUUUUCCUCAGUUCUUUUUAUUUUUCACAGAUGCGCUUGAGGUUUUUAAUUAUCAAGUAAAGGACAAUAGUUGAACGACAGAACUAGCACAUUUGUCCUGCAUAUCGGGUGAAGAUGCCAGCUCUAAGCAGUAGAUUCUACCAGCACAGGUUCCCAGAGGUGGAGGAUGUGGUGAUGGUCAAUGUCAGGUCAAUCGCAGAGAUGGGCGCAUACGUCAGUCUUCUGGAGUACAACAACAUCGAGGGCAUGAUUCUGCUCAGCGAGCUCUCUAGACGACGAAUCCGAUCCAUAAACAAACUCAUCCGGAUCGGACGCAAUGAGUGUGUGGUGGUCAUUCGGGUGGAUAAGGAGAAAGGCUACAUUGAUUUAUCCAAAAGAAGAGUGUCGCCAGAAGAGGCCAUUAAAUGUGAAGACAAGUUCACAAAAUCUAAAACUGUUUACAGCAUUUUGAGGCAUGUAGCUGAAGUCCUGGAGUACACCAAAGAUGAGCAGCUGGAGAGUCUGUACCAGAGAACCGCUUGGGUGUUUGAUGAGAAGUACAAGCGGCCUGGAUACGGUGCCUAUGAUGUCUUUAAGCAGGCUGUGUCGGAUCCAGCUAUAUUAGAUGGUCUGGAAUUGACAGAGGAGGAGCGGGCCGUCCUGAUUGAUAACAUCAACAGACGCCUCACUCCACAGGCUGUCAAAAUCCGAGCGGACAUUGAAGUUGCCUGCUACGGCUAUGAGGGCAUCGAUGCAGUGAAGGAGGCUUUGAGAGCAGGACUAACAUGUUCAACAGAGUGCAUGCCCAUCAAGAUCAACUUGAUUGCUCCUCCUCGAUAUGUUAUGACCACGACCACACUGGAGCGCACAGAGGGCCUUUCUGUGCUCAAUCAAGCCAUGGCCGUCAUUAAAGAGAAGAUCGAAGAGAAGAGAGGCGUCUUCAACAUUCAGAUGGAGCCAAAAGUUGUGACGGACACUGAUGAGACGGAGCUGGCACGACAGUUGGAGCGGCUGGAGAGAGAGAACGCAGAGGUGGAUGGAGAUGAUGAUGCAGAGGAGAUGGAGGCCAAGACUGAGGACUAGUCUGAAGAAAGACGACAAACCAGCAGUGCUAUAAUCAUUCCAGAGACUUCAGAGUUACAGUGAAGGGUUUAUCACAUCAUGGAGACUGAAAAAAAUACACUGCUUCUGUAAUACUAAGGAGAGUGAGAGAUGUUGACUACAUUGAUGUGCUUUUGCUUAUCGGAUGAGAUUCGUGGGAGGAAUUCCUUCCAUGAACACUAGUUUUACUUUGGCUAUGUUAGUACAGGUAAUAUUGUGGUUGAUUUAAGUGACCUUCGUCUUCAGCUUUAUUCGAGAUGACUUUUGUGGUAAAAAAACAAAACUGAAAUCUUUAUAGACAGCCAGCCAGUUUACUUAUCAAAACUCUCUGUUGCACAGAGCUAAUAAAAACAAGCCUUUUUCAUCUA